AUGGCUGUAGAGUACAAUCGCUUGUUAAGGUUGGAGUCACAAAUUGAGAAAACUGUCCUGAAGUGCAUAGAGAGUGAAGGUGGCAUGUUUCUCCCUCCGGAUAUUGUGAAAGGACAGCAUGUAUUUUUUGCUAUUGAUAAUAUCGAUUUCUCAGAGGAUAUGCCGGACGGGAGGCGUACUCUACACGGCACAGCAAUGGCUAUUUAUCAGAAAGUGGAACCCCAAGAUGAAGAACCUGUAUUAAGGUACCAUUACUGUUCUACUAAGAAGCAUGAUGCACUCAUUUAAUCCCAAGUGCUCGAUGGGAGGGGGGUUAAUUAGAUAAUAGACGUUUAAUUUUACUUUUACUUUGGCAUGACUGGUCUGUGUGAUUCAGGUUUUUCUUUGUUUCAAUAAGAAUAGCUAGUAAGUUAAAAGCUAAUCUCAUUUCUAGGAUGUAGGAUAGAAAAGAUCCCCUUCUUGAACAGCAUUUUGCUUCAUAAGUAGAUGUUGUUGCGUUUUGUUUUUCAUUUUGAUAGAUUAGAGGAGCCAAAUGAUUCAUGCCGUUCUGUAACAGAACUGCCCAAAUCGCUGACAUCUUUAAUGCCAUGCGUGGAGCCGCCAUCAAGGCCCCCUUCUCUUGUGUACCCUACAUUUGAGCUGUCAUCAGAACAAGAGUUGCCCCAAAACAUCCAUGAUGAGAAUGCUACCUGGAUAGUGUCUCAUACCCUGAAAGGCCAUGAUACCCCAAGUGAUGAUGAUAAUGAUGAGCCUUCUGUACCAGUAUGGUCAGCCUACAACUCUUUGGUAAAUGAAGCACUACCUGUCACACAUGUCGGUGCUCCUCCAUUGUUGGCGCAUCCUGCUCAUUAAUGGAGCAUGCUCCUCACAGUUCUAAUGCUUGCUCAAAAUAUCUGUUAGAGUAGUUGGUCCCGGGAGGAAAACAGUCAUAUCGCUAGACUUUGGUUUGUAUCUGCCCACCAAACGAUUACAGAUGGCCCGAUGCGAGCUCAAGAACAUUCUCCCUCGACCAGGGGAGCUGCAUGUGGUUAGGGCUAUGCUGAGGACCAUUGGGUCAUAUAUUGACAGUAGUGGGAUAGACAUGUGCUGGAUCAAGCCGGAACUUUAUGGCCCCUCCACUGUUAAACAGAUAAUCGAUGGCAAGCAUGUUAAGCGCGGUAAAAGAGCACACAUGAUCACCUUACAGGCUUUAUUUUCCUUAUACCUGGAAGCAUUUCUAAAAGGCUCUCCUGAUGUACAUCAUAUCCUUGAGGAACUCUCUAUGAAAGUUGGGGAUGCGUGCAAAGAAGGCACUAGGGAGAACAUCCAGACGGCACACCAUAGCUCUACCAAUGCGAUCCAGUCUUCUGAAGUAGUCAAGAAGAUGUCUGAUUUUGACGCUGCAAAUGCCACAAAUCCUCUCUUUACUGUAUUUUGCCAAUACAUGUGCAUGGUAAUGGAGAUGUUCGCAUUCAUCCAGGCAGUCCACAGUGGUGAUUGGAAGCUCCAUCUAAUUGCACUGGAGUUGUUCACAAAGUACUUCUUUGUGCACGACAAGAUCUGUUAUCUAAGGAUGAUCCCCCUGUACGUAGCUGAAAUGGCAUCCCUCGAAUCAUCAGACCCUGAGAUCUAUGGAGAGUUCAUCACAGGAAACUGGGUGGUGAACAAAAACAAGGUGGUUCCCUUCUGUGCUGUUGGUGGUGAUACUGCAUUGGAGCACCUCAAUCGAUCUAUGAAAGUUUCUGGUGGGCUUGUAGGGAUCACUUUGAAUGAGAGUGCACGGGCCAAGUUUUUCCUCAUUGCCCCAGAACUAGCCCGACUCACAGCAGAAGCCAAGGCAAUGGCGGGUCUUGUUGCGGAACGUGCACACCAUCAAGAACUAAACUCAGCUGUUUUGGCGCAUGAAGAUAACAGCAUAAAUAAGUUGACCGAAACAAUCAAGACCUUCACCAAUCCCUUUUCAUCAGACCAGAACACCAACACAGAUCUGUACAACUUGGUCACAAAAGUUGUGAUGAAUGAGAAAACGAAGAAGAUCUUGUUAAUCAGAGUGAAGAAGGGAGAGAGCUAUUCAGUGCUAUUGUACAAGAUAGGAUCAAGACAGGAAAGAUCAACCUCUGGGCUCCUGUAA
Molecule: messenger RNA, 2110 nt
Organism: Pocillopora meandrina
Lineage: Eukaryota; Metazoa; Cnidaria; Anthozoa; Scleractinia; Pocilloporidae
Source: the annotation of a GenBank genome assembly